Molecule: messenger RNA, 1692 nt
Organism: Colletotrichum orchidophilum
Lineage: Eukaryota; Fungi; Ascomycota; Sordariomycetes; Glomerellales; Glomerellaceae
Exons: 3
Coding region: 1-1692 (563 amino acids)
Molecular function (GO): iron ion binding; heme binding; oxidoreductase activity, acting on paired donors, with incorporation or reduction of molecular oxygen
Source: RefSeq, a predicted model, not a curated record
AUGGCUUCAACUAAUACUUCCGACGCACUGGGCCAAUCUCAGGGGCUUUUAGAGUCACUCCAACAACAUGCGACAUCGCUCAUCAUCACCUGGUUAUUGCUACCACUCCUGGGCGUGGUGGUCCUUCGUCGUGUCUUCCGACCAAAAGCAAAUGAGCCUCCGAGCUUGCCGGGCCUCAUUCCCUACGUUUCAAACACGUACCAAUACAUCACCGACAACAGCAGAUUCCUCGAACGUGCGACCGAAGCAUUGAAGAAAAGCAGUGUCGUGAAGUUCAACCUUGGCACCGAGAACGUUUACCUGGUCGCGGGCUCUCACAAUGUCCAGAAGCUAUUCCGCAACAGUUCGAAUAACACGCUCAGCUCAGACAAGUUCAUCGUCAUGGUCAACGGGCGAGUGCAGGGGAUGAUCGAUGAGGAUGUCGCGGUAAUGUACAAUGAUAAAUCUGGUCGUCUGAAGAUGCCGGCGGCGGGAAAUGAGAGCAGGCCGGAGAACCAGAGGCACUGGUUUGCGUUGCAUCACCUCUUCAACGAGCACCUGUUCCGCGCCGAGGCUACCGCAAGGCUCGCGGAGACGUUCAUCACCUUUUUCGGCGAGAGGCUCGGCCAGCAGCCACUGGGUGAGUGGAAGACCUUGCAACUGUUCAAGUAUCUCAAGAAGGACAUGGCAGAAGCGGCGACGAUCUCCCUCGCGGGGCGCAAGCUGAUUGAGGAUCAUCCGGAAUUCAUCGAUGUAUUUUGGGAAUUCGAUACGGUUGCAAUGCAGCUCAUGUACGGCCUACCGACUUGGAUCAAUCCAAAGCCAAAACAGGUUCAGCGCAAAGCCCUGGCCAUGAUGUCGGAUUUCCUGACAGACGCAUGGGCCAAGUUUGACUGGAACGGUCCGGAUGCUGAUGCAGACUGGGAGCCCAUCUUUGGCUCGAGACUCCAACGAGAACAUUCCAAGUUUUGGGAGAAGAAUGGGUUUGCCCUUCAGUCGCGUGCGGGAAUGUACAUUGGAAGUAUCACCGGUAUCAACUCGAACUCCGUUCCCCAGAGCGCCUGGGCCGUUAUGGAAGUGAUCAGAGACCGGUCGCUCUUCCAAGCGGUCCGCCAAGAGGUUGAUUCGGUCUCCAUCACCGACCCCAAGACAGGAAAACCGACUUUUGAUCUGGCAAAGCUUGUUACCCUACCCCUACUCCAGUCGAUUUAUCUCGAGACACUUCGGAUGCACGUGUCCAUCAAUAUCACUCGUGAAGUCAUGGAGCCAAUGGAGUUGGAUGGAUAUCAUCUCAGCAAAGGCUCCUUGAUUCAAGCACCCACCCAAAUUGGCCAUCGCGAAGAGUCGGUAUGGGGUGUGGAGGGGCAUCCUGCGUCGGAAUUCUGGGCGGAACGUCAUAUUCAAUACGUCGAGAAGGAAGAUGAAAACGGUCAAGUCCAGAAAGUCAAAGAAUUUGUCAUGGCCGGAAGACCCAGUGACUUCUUCCCCUACGGUGGCGGCGUAUCCAUGUGCCCGGGGCGCUUUUUUGCCAAGCAGGAGAUCAUGUUGGCCGUCGCGAUGAUUGCGUCUCGCUUCGAGAUUGAAUUCGAGGAUUGGGUCAACUUUGAUGGGUCGCUUUCCGAGAGGCCGGCUAUGAAUGACAAGGCAUACGUUGGCGCGGGAGCUGUCCCGCCAGAUAGGGACAUGAGAAUCCGCUGGAAAAGACGGUGGUGA